AUGAGAAAAAGCGAGUGUGAGGAGGACUGCAUCGACUUCCAGGGCCAUUCGGUGGCCCAUGGCCUUCUGUACGUGCCCGGCCCUGGAGUAUGCUCCUUGUGCGUAUGCUACCAUAGUGAACCUUUGUGGUGCAAGGCGAUCUACUGUGAUCCACCAUACUUCUGCAAGAAUUUCCGGGUGGGCGAGCGCUGCUGCGAGUUCGAGUGUCUCGAUCCUCCGGGCGAGGACGACAUGUACCAGGCGAGGCUCCGGAAAAGGGCAGAGGUGCUCGCCAACAGUUCAAACGCCUCCUUUGCGCCCCCAAAUUUAAAUAGGACUUACAAUCUGGCGAUCAUUCUGCAGAUUUUAGUCGGAUUCUUUCUCAAUAUGGUUCUGCACAGGCACACGCUGUGAUAGGUUCAGCAGCCACAUUCAAUUUCGGCUAUUCGCAAUCUCUUCAGCUAUACGCAUAAAAUUAGGUAAAAAUCAAAAU
This is a messenger RNA of Ctenocephalides felis (cat flea), 472 nucleotides long. Its product is annotated as integral membrane protein DGCR2/IDD. Gene Ontology annotation, cellular component: membrane. The transcript is spliced from 4 exons. The record is from RefSeq and is a predicted model, not a curated record. The coding region runs from base 1 to 393 and encodes 130 amino acids. NCBI's taxonomy places the organism in Eukaryota, Metazoa, Arthropoda, Insecta, Siphonaptera, Pulicidae.